ACUAAGUAGUUGAAGUCCCUCGCUGUGGCAGAAUGGACUGGCUGAACUUGUAUCGAGAUGUGCUCUGACAGAAUAUGUGGCUGUUUGUGAGUGUGUUGUGUUGUAAAUGUGUGUGUGUGUGUGUGUGUACACUUGAACCCAAGACACAAUGGCUGUAAAUCGAGUGUCUCAACUUUGCCAUGAUAUCACUAGGCUAUGGUUGCAGCUGAAGAUGAUGACAGAUGGCAUUGUGCAGAGGGAGGAUGGCCCCCUUUUUGCAGCAGAAAUCGGCUCUGAACUCCAGAAACAGUUUGCCGUUCUGCCAGGUGGGCGUGGACUGAAUGGCUGCCCCGUCAUUGUCUUCCCAGAAUUCCCAGGGUUCAGCGAGCUGGAGGAGGAGGAGCUCCACAAUGUCCUUACCUACCUCACCAGCAUCCCCAGUGUUGCAGCAUCAAGAGUGGGUUUUAUCCUGGUCAUCGACAGACGACUGGACCGAUGGGCCUCUGUCAGGGCUACCCUGCUCCGAAUCGCAGGCUCAUUUCCAGGGAACUUGCAAUUGGUUCUGGUUUUGCGCCCCACCACUUUGUUCCAGCGGACUCUGUCAGACUUCUUGUUCAAGUUCAACAAGGAUGAGUUCAAAAUGAAGGUUGUGAUGCUGAGUUCGGUGACUGAGCUCCAUGCUUAUAUCAACCCAGGACAACUGACCACAGAGUUGGGAGGAACAAGGGAAUAUUGCCAUGACAGCUGGAUCUCACACCGCACUGCAAUCGAGGCCUUUGCCCUCAUGGUGAAGACCACGGCUCAGACUCUGCAGGCGUUUGGCACCGAGCUCGCUGAAACAGAAUUACCCAAUGAUGCUGAGGCCACUACCAACCUGCUGCACACACAUACACUGAAGAAGGACAAAAUGAAGGAGGACCUACAGGUGGCACUGUCCCAAGGCAGACGACUGUUGGACUGCAUCAAUGAACCCCUCCAAACAGACGCUGAAUACAGUAUGACCCAUGAUGAGCUGGAGAAUGUGGCUACAGUACAGAGACUCCUUGGUCAGCUGGACGAAACAGAGACAGCAUUUGAUGAUUUCUGGGAGCGUCAUAGAAGUAAGCUGGAACAGUGUUUGCAGCUGCGCCUUUUUGAACAGCACUUCCGUGAAGUGCGCACCGAGCUUGAUGUGACAUCAGAGAGGCUGUCGGGUUUCUCAGAGGUCAGCGUAAACCCUGCCCAUGCUGAACAUGUCCUGCGAGAGCUCAGCAGCCAUGAGGACAAGGCUUUUGACAUCCUGGACCAUGCCCUGUCCCUGGCCUGUGACGGAGAUAGGCUGAUAGAGAACUCUCACUAUGCUGAGGACUCCAUCAGGCCAAAGUGCAGUGAGCUAAGGGGAGUGUGUGAAGAGAUCAGCUCCACACUGAGGAGAAAGAAAAAACUGCUACUCAAAGCAAUGGAGCUUCACCACGCUCUGGAGAAGGCAUCACAGUGGUGUGAGGAGGGCAUCUUCCUGUUGGCCAGCCAGCCUGUAGAUCGCUGCCAGUCUCAGGAUGGAGCGGAAGCAGCUCUGCAGGAACUAGAAAGAUACCUGGACACAGCAGCAUUACACACCCUCACUGACCAUGGCGCCAUCUGUUGCCAGUACGAGGCAGUUCUCACCACACAGCUCAGGGACCAGGUAGAAAGAGUUUUCCAUAAGCAAACCUCUGUCCAGGAGAUGUUCGAGAAGAGACGCAUCAGCUUGAAGAAACUCGCCGCCAAACAGACUAGGCCAGUCCAGCCAGUCGCACCAAGACCUGAAGUGAAGUCUCCACAUUCCUCUCCCAAUCUACAGAGAAAAGAGAGGAGAAACUCUGCAGAUAAUGCAAUCUGCAAAAAGGUGGAGUCUUCGAUACAUAACGUUGGCACCAGACACACCUCUCUGUCAGGAGAAGAAGAAAACCUGGCAGUGCUUAGGCGUCAUGUGAUGAAUGAACUGCUGGAGACAGAGAGGGCAUAUGUGGAGGAGCUACUGUGUGUGCUGGAGGGCUAUGCAGCAGAGAUGGAUAACCCUGCCAUGGCUCACCUCAUCCCCAGUACCUUACUCAGCAAGAAAGAUGUCCUCUUUGGCAACAUGUCUGAAAUCUACCAAUUUCAUAAAAGGACUUUCCUGAAGGAACUGGAAGCGUACACUGACUGCCCUGAACUGGUGGGGCGCUGCUUUUUAGAACGUAUGAAGGACCUGCAGAUCUAUGAGGCGUACUGCCAGAACAAACCUCGCUCUGAGAGCCUGUGGAGACAGUGCUCCGAUUGUGCCUUCUUCCAGGAGUGUCAGAAGAAGCUGGAACAUAAACUUGGUUUGGACUCCUACCUCCUUAAACCUGUCCAGAGAAUCACCAAGUACCAGCUACUACUGAAGGAGUUGUUGAAGUACAGUAAAGGCUGUGACAGCUGUCAUGACCUUCAAGAAGCUCUCUCCUCGAUUCUGGGGAUCCUGAAAGCUGUAAAUGACUCCAUGCACCUCAUCGCCAUCACAGGAUAUGAGGGUAACCUGUCAGAGCUUGGUCGUCUGCUGAUGCAAGGAUCCUUCAGCGUGUGGACCGAGCACAAAAAGGGUCAUGCCAAGGUCAAGGACCUGGCCCGGUUCAAGCCCAUGCAGAGACACCUUUUUCUGCAUGAAAAGGCGUUGCUCUUCUGUAAAAAGAGAGAGGAGAAUGGCGAGGGCUACGAGAAAGCUCCGUCUUACAGCUUUAAACACUCCCUCAGUAUGAGUGCAGUGGGUAUAACGGAGAAUGCUAAAGGAGACAACAAGAAGUUUGAAAUCUGGUGUAACUCCAGAGAAGAAGUUUUCAUAGUCCAGGCUCCUAAUCCAGAGAUUAAAACAGCAUGGGUGAACGAGAUCCGCAAAGUUCUGACGCAGCAGCUCAAAGCCUACAGAGAUGCCAGUCAACAGAAGAGCUUAGACUCCCCGAGUCCCUCCAGCAACAUCACCUCCAACUCACUCAGUCCUUUUCGUAGCAGCGGUCAGAAGAACCAGAAGAAACAAGACGAGAAGAAGGUGGAGCCAGGCCUAACCUUAGACGCAAACACCUCAUCCUCACCAAAACACAAAGAGGAACAAGUGACCAGUCCGACCACUGACAGAUCCUCAGUGGCUAAAAAGCGUUUUACUUUGCAGGGCUUCAGCAAUCUCAAGAGUCCAAAAGGCUCCGCCUUGUGCCCUGAACAUGGCUCCAAACAGCACUUGGUCAAGAGUGAUCCCACACCAUUUGGGUUCAAAGGAUGGAGCAAGGUGUCUCUCUCUGUUGAUGCCUCAGAGGAGAAUGAUGGCUACUCCAGCGGCGAGGAUCCCAUGAACUCUGACCCUGAGGAUGAAGUAGGAAAGAAGCUGGCGCUGGGAAAGUACACUGUGGUAGUAGACUGUGAGAAGGCGGGACCUCAGGAGCUGUGUGUCAAGAGUGGAGAUGUGGUCCAGCUAAUUAGAAAAGGAGAAGAUGGGCAGUGGUUUGUGAGGAAUCUUCGCAGCAGUAAGGAGGGUUGGGUUGCAGCGUCAAACCUCCUCAGCCUCAUCUCAGGGUCCAAGUCAACACAGUCACUCAGCAGCUCAGAUGGCAGCGUUUCUGGGAAUCUUAGCACAUCUUCCAGCUGCAGUGAGACCUACACCAGCUUUUCUGACAUCAAACCCUGACCUGAGAGCAGCACUCGCUCUGUCCCUCAACACAGAAUCAAUUGCAGGUGGAGUCACAGAACCUGAAGCUGACAGGAGGACACACAUACACCACUGCUCACAACCAAAAAGCAGAACAUCAUUGUGUCUGCAGAUGUUAAAAAGGGUUAUGAAAAGCCAUAUUAUACUCUCAUUUACACUCAAAAACAAGAAUAGAAUUGAUCAUUCCAGGGACAGAAGAUUCAAAUAAUAAGUUCCUGAAUGUGCAAUCACCUCCUGUCAGGUUUUUAAACACCACACCCACCUAUGUGAUUAUGUAGCAUUGAAACGAAUUCAAAUAUCUGCACUAAACAUGAGGUGUCAAGAUUAUCAACAAGGAAUUGUGUACACUGUGAAAACUGGCAGCUGGCUGCAACACACAAAAAGAAAAAAAAAACUUUCCUACUAUCAUUGAGCAGCGCAAAGGUUCAGGGCAUGUAGUUAGAAGUAUUUUUUUCUCUCUUUUUUAUGUUUAAUCACACCAAUUGUUAAAGGUCCAGUGUGUAAGAAUUACUGACAUCCAACAAGAGGACCCCUCUGCUCACUCCACUUUUUUUCAAGCACAUCAAGGAACUACGGUGGCCCUCACAUACCAGUAAAGAUGUCAUUCUUCUUUGCUUGCAUUGUAAGCUCCAGCUUUAAAAUGCGAAAUGUACACACUGGCUCACUUUGGAUGUUGGGCUUCAGUUGAAACAGGGUUUGGCAAAAUGUUGGCCUCCAUAGAGCAAGGACAACAUUUUAUAUAAAGCACACACAAAAGGCUUAUUCUAAGGUUACAAAUUUAAAUGUUUAUAAACAUGUGCGUCCAUUUACCAUUAAACUCACUUAAAUGUUACACACUGGCCCUUUAAAUUCCUGAGGCCUGUGGUGUCAAAGCAGUGGGCUUUUGUUAAAGGUACAGUGUGUAAAAUAUAUCAAAUCAAUAACUAUCAUCUCACUCUUCUCUUCCAAGUGUGUUGUUGAACCUAUGUAGCCUUCACUUAGCAUCAAGAGUGAAAAGAAGUUUAGUUUGUCCAUUCUGGCCUACUUUAAAAACACGGAGAUACAAAACCGCAGCCUCCAUUGAGCUGACCUGCCUUCUGAUUAGGGGUGUCACAAUCUCGAUAAAACGAGUAUUGAUUGAAAUGACGUCACAAUCACGAUCUUUGCUCGAAAGCAAAGGGUGGAAUCAAGGAUUUAACCACGCCCCCAGUGUGUCUGGCCAGAGGGGAAAAACACAGUGUUGUGGUUGUAGCCAUUGAAACACAACUUCACGUUAUCUCAUCCCACUAACCCGAAGCGGCUGCCAACUACUAGCAACCACAGCAAAAACACAUCAAGCUAAACCCCCCCCCCCCCCCAUCACUGUUGUGGAAAUAUUUUGUGUAUCCCGUGAGCCCUUACAUCGACAGUGCAAACGUUGUCAACCAGUAAACGCAUGUUAUGCUCAUGUAGCAAAGCACAUCUCUGCAUGCAUCAUAAGGACGUAGACGUAACUAUGAAAACAACUCUGUUAACAAAGGCAACUCUUCCGUCCUCAUUUGAAGAAAAAAUCCAAAAAAAUUAAACUCAAAGCCAUAACUAGGGCCAUAGGUGUGUUUGUAGCAUCAGACAUGCAACCUUAUUCAGCAGUGGAAAACCCUUAAUUCCAGCAUUUAAUUAGCGUACAAAAUACUAAGCAGGUCGCAUCUUACUAGAAAAGGCGUUACCUUUCAUGUAUGAUAGAAAGUUAUUGCAGGACUGAGCAGUGGAGAUUUAGUGGCCUUAACAACAGAUUGCUGGACCUUCAGAGCAAUACAGACCUACAUGACUCCCCCUUUUUACAGUUAGUUUCCAGUUGACGUUCAUAUUUUUAAUAAAUUUGUCAAUAAGGCCUUAGUGAUUUACUAACAAAUGCUUGACAUUAUAUCACUCAUGAUACCAUGUAAUUAAUCAAGAUGGAAUUAUUAAUAAUUCAUUGAGUUAUCAUGACAUAAAACCAAUGAUCCUAGACAAAACUAGACAAGUCUAAAAAUGGCUGCAGCAUAUAGCAUCUGCACUAAAAGAGAAAAAAUGGAUCGAGAAUUAAAUUGAAUCCUGAGAUUUGGAGAAUUGUGACACCCUUACUGCUGUUAUAGAUAUAUUUAUGUAAAAGGCUCAUUUUAGAAUAUUAAAAAACAACAGUUCAUACAAACACUUGACUGCACACUUACAAAAAAAUAAGUUUAAUUUAAUUUGAAAUUCAAUUUUUGACAAAUGAAAAUAAUUUCACCCAAAUUUUACACACUGGACACUUAAAUGAUGUAUUCAUGCAAUUUUUUUUUAACGAGUGCUUCCCCUAACUCUUUUUUCGUGGUAAUUUACUACAAAAAACAGGAACCAACACCACCACCUAGUGGUAAACUGUUUUGCACUUCUCCUGCUACACUUGCAAAUCAGCUCCAAAGUGAGCAGCAGCUUGAAACAACUUAUUUCUUGAUGUAACUUGUCUCUGAACUACUCUGGAUUUAUUUCUCAGGAAGCCCAAGACGUUGUGUGGGAAAGCAGGUGUGACUGCAUACCUGCUGAUGUCGACUAAACCUCUUUGUUUGUGUUUGUGUUUGCAUUCUUGCAUUUUUAUGUAGCUUGGUGCAAGGUGUAUGUCACAAACCUCCCAGAAAGGCUGUUAAACCAAGACAUAUAUUACAUGUGGUCAUUAUUAUUACUUGUGGUUACCAGUGGUUUAAAGCUCCAACCCAAGAUUGACAAAACCUGGCCAGACCAGUCCAGUAGACACAACAAUACAUUUAUAUUCCGUUUUCGUGACUUGGCUGUUCAGCUCACCUACCUGGACUCUGCACUGCACCAACAAAAGCAGGCUUUGUCCUUAUCCUCAGCUCCCAGCCCCGCUGAGGCAUGUGACAGUAGCCACUCUCCUCCCUCUCUCUACAAGCAGGGCUGACCAAGAUCGAGACCUGCUCAACAUGUUUGUUCCACCAUUCCAAGAGCAAUAUGUGCUUACUCAACACCGUACUGUAGCUGAGUAAUCGUCAUGGUAGAGCCAAUUAAAACGUUAGACAAAAGUCUAACUUUGGGUGUGAAUUACACACCAGUGUGGCCCUGAUUGACCAUGUUGGGCCUUGUAGUGGAAAUGAGAAUAUUGGUGAUAGGUUGAUAGCGCUCUGUUGCCAACCUGCACCUUUUAUCACAUAAUUUGUGCUGUUCUGAAAACUUAAUUACAUCCUUGUUUUUAAUCAUUGAAGCACGAUCAUGUUGCACCAAAAGCAGCUACACUCACCCACCACUAGGACUGCUGUAUUUGUCAAAGCCAUGCUGAACACGAUUGUGGAAUUGUUUAAUCCCACUCUAGCUACGAUUGGUGCUCAUAAUUGUUUUUGUCAUUUUGAAAUGCAUGUCCACUCUAGGAAAUGAUCAUUCAGUGUCAAACUGUGAGGUAAUACACUGUGGCUGUUUUUAUGUGCUCAUGUAAGUCGUGAAUUUUACACUUGUACAGAUGUGUCCUCCCUUUACUUCACAUUGUUUUCCUAAGGAGCAUGUAUACCAUGGUGAGGAUCAUGUCUUUGUCUGUAAAGCAUUGCUUUUCUUGGCAUGUAAUUCCUCAGUUCACGUCAGAGCUUUGAAUCGGGCAGGUAUUUUUUUUAUUAGGCACUGUUGUAUAUUACAAGAGUAUUUAUUUUCUGCCUUCUUAUGAAAGCUGACACGGGCACUAAACAUGUCAGUGUUGUAAUUUGUGAUCACACAAUAAAAUGAAUGCAUUAUUUGUAUUUGUAUUUGUGUGUGGACAGUGGAGAGAUCAGAGGGGUUAUAUAUAUUUUCUUCAUUUUUAUGCAGCAUAUUGCAGCACAACCACUGCCCUUAUUUCCUAUUGUAUAUCUACUGAAUAUGGUGUUGAUACUGACAUUAUAAUGAGACAUAUCCGUGUAUAUUUGUAAAUAUGUAAUUCUUAAUUGUAUGUAAAUUGAAAAGCAACUUUAAUAAAGUCUGACAUGGUUUCCUCU
This is a messenger RNA of Solea solea (common sole), 7605 nucleotides long. RefSeq names its product mcf.2 cell line derived transforming sequence-like a (gene mcf2la). Gene Ontology annotation, cellular component: extrinsic component of membrane; cytoplasm. The record is from RefSeq and is a predicted model, not a curated record. The transcript is spliced from 32 exons. NCBI's taxonomy places the organism in Eukaryota, Metazoa, Chordata, Actinopteri, Pleuronectiformes, Soleidae. Gene Ontology annotation, molecular function: guanyl-nucleotide exchange factor activity; protein binding. Bases 149 to 3631 code for a protein of 1160 amino acids. Gene Ontology annotation, biological process: positive regulation of Rho protein signal transduction; intracellular signal transduction.